Messenger RNA from Pleurotus ostreatus (oyster mushroom), 1731 nucleotides. It is a transcript of the gene NOP58, whose product is annotated as Nucleolar protein 58. Bases 1 to 1731 code for a protein of 576 amino acids. The transcript is spliced from 9 exons. Lineage: Eukaryota; Fungi; Basidiomycota; Agaricomycetes; Agaricales; Pleurotaceae. Gene Ontology annotation, cellular component: small-subunit processome; box C/D methylation guide snoRNP complex. The record is from RefSeq and is a predicted model, not a curated record. Gene Ontology annotation, molecular function: snoRNA binding.
AUGCUGGUUUUAUACGAAACCGCGAUGGGCUACUGCCUAUUCAAAGUGGCCGACUCUUCAAAAUUAGAGAGCGAGGAUCUGUGGAAAGAAUUCGAUAGCCCGGAAAAAGCAAGUAAAUUGCUCAAAUUGAAGGCUUUACAUCGGUUUACGUCGACGGCGACUGCUGUUGAAGAUAUCACCGCCUUGCAGAAGGGGAAGCUCGGUAAGGGACUGAAGCAGUUCCUCACAGACGAAGUAGUCGGGAAGGGGAAGGGCAAAGAGUCUUUGGUCGUUGUGGAUCAGCAUCUAGCCCACUCAAUAUCAAAAAAACUAAGCAUCGACGUGCAAGCCCUGACAGAAAACUCUACCACAGACUUAUGGCGAGGUAUACGAAGUCAGAUUGCAGCACUGCUCGAUGGACUCGACCCGAAGGAUCUCGCGACGAUGAGCCUUGGUUUGAGUCAUUCACUGUCGAGAUUCAAACUCAAAUUCUCCCCGGACAAGGUCGACACGAUGAUUGUGCAAGCGAUCGCACUCCUAGACGAUCUGGACAAGGAGAUUAACAUAUAUUCCAUGCGUGUCAAGGAAUGGUACGGCUGGCAUUUCCCCGAAAUGGCCAAGAUCAUCUCGGACAACCUAGCGUACGCAAAAGUCGUUCGUCAUAUGGGCUUCCGCACGAACGCAUCAUCGACGAACUUUGAAACCCUGCUCCCCGAGGACCUCGAAGCCGUCCUAAAAGCAGCGGCCGAAAUAUCGAUGGGCACUGAGAUCUCCGACUCCGACAUCGCCAACAUCUUCGCGCUAUGUGACCAGGUCAUUUCGAUAUCCGCCUACCGCACGCAGCUCGCCGAAUACCUUCGCAAUCGUAUGAACGCCAUCGCCCCUAAUCUCACUGCAUUGGUCGGUGACUUGGUCGGCGCACGGCUAAUAAGCCAUGCUGGUAGUUUGUUGAGUCUGGCUAAACAGCCUGCAAGUACAGUCCAGAUCCUCGGUGCCGAGAAGGCGCUAUUCCGGGCCCUGAAAACGAAACACGAUACCCCAAAAUACGGUCUGAUAUACCAUGCUUCGCUUGUUGGUCAGGCUCCACCAAAACUAAAAGGCAAAAUGGCCCGUAUGGUUGCCACGAAGGCCGCCCUUUCAAUUCGCGUAGACGCACUAACAGACGAUAACGGUAAAUCAGAACCGUCGGCGCCCUCAAUAGGCCUCGAAAACCGCGCGAAGCUCGAAUCACGGCUGCGGAGCCUCGAGCAUGGGAAUGAUCUUGCUGGGGUGCGGAGGUUCGGCGAUGGGGGGAAGAAGCAGCCGCGAUUCGAAAUGAAGGGGGAGACGAAGACGUAUAAUAGCGCGGCGGAUGCUGUGGACCUUGUGUCGACGCAGCGCGACCCGAUGGAGGCGGCCGUGAAGGCGGCGCUGGAUGUGAAGGAGGAGAAGAGGAAGGCGAAGGAGCUGAGGCGGGCGAAGAAGCGGGAGGAGAAGGUGAAGGCCGAGAGCGAAUCUGUUGAACCUGAGGACGAUGAUAUGGACGUCGAUGGGGAAGACUCGAAGGCUGCGAAGGAGAAGAAGCGGAAACGGAGAGAAAGUGAGCCUGGUCCCGCAGAGCUGGAAGAAGUGAAGGAGGAGGAAACAGAGGCUGAGCGGAAGGCAAGGAAGAAGGCCAAGAAGGAGGCCAAAGAGGCGAAGGAAAAGAUGAAGGCUGAAGCCCUGGCAGGUACUGACUCUCCCAAGAAAAAGAAAAAGAAGUCGGAGGCAUAG